AAGAACGAAUGUCCAAUCUUGAUUUUAUUUAAAUGUCUUAUCAUAUUCUUAUCAGUUAAAAUUCAGUUUUCGAACGUAUCUUCCAGUAUCAUUCGUGGUGAAGUGGUCAAUGAAUUUUGUGUCAUAUCAACUUUUUGUAUAAUUAAUACUUGAUUCAUAUUGCGUCUAAUUGUUUGUUAAUUAAACAUUUAUAUAAAUAUUAUAUAUUCUACCGGUCUCUGAUUUUGUAUAGUGUGGCUACGUGACUGUGAAGUCGAACGUUAUGGCGGCCACAAGCAAUCCUUAUGAUAAAUAUCUUAAGGAUAUAACUAUUAAUGGAAGAACAUUCAAAUACUAUGAUUUAAGUGCAUUAGGCAGUAAAUAUGAUCGUUUGCCAUACAGCAUCAGGGUAUUAUUGGAGUCAUGUAUGAGAAACUGUGAUAAUUUCCAAGUCCUGGAGAAAGAUGUUCAGAAUGUACUUGAUUGGGAGAAUAAUCAGAAAGUGGAGGGUGGUGUGGAAAUCUCUUUUAAGCCUGCAAGAGUUAUAUUGCAGGACCUUACAGGGGUACCUGCAGUAGUUGACUUCGCAGCCAUGAGGGAUGCUGUCAAGGAUCUAGGUGGUGAUCCUGAUAAGAUUAAUCCCAUCUGUCCAGCUGAUCUGGUGAUUGACCAUUCUGUGCAAGUCGAUUUUGCCAGAACACCUGAUGCUUUGAAUAAAAAUCAAGAACUAGAAUUUCAAAGGAACAAGGAGAGAUUUCAGUUUUUAAAGUGGGGUGCCCAAGCUUUUGAUAAUAUGUUGAUAGUACCUCCUGGAUCUGGUAUUGUACAUCAAGUUAAUUUGGAAUAUUUAGCGAGAGUGGUGUUCACCAAUGACGUGUUACAUCCUGAUUCAGUAGUUGGAACUGACAGUCAUACAACAAUGAUUAAUGGUCUAGGGGUGGUCGGUUGGGGGGUUGGUGGUAUCGAAGCGGAGGCGGUGAUGUUAGGUCAAGCUAUAAGUAUGUUGUUACCUCAAGUUGUUGGAUAUAAGUUGGUUGGUGAAUUAAAUCCAUUAGCGACUUCCACUGAUCUAGUACUGACUAUAACAAAGCACUUACGCUCUCUGGGAGUUGUUGGUAAAUUCGUUGAGUUUUUCGGACCUGGUGUUGCUGCUCUGAGUAUAGCUGAUAGGGCGACUGUAGCUAACAUGUGUCCAGAGUUCGGUGCCACAGUUGCACAUUUUCCAGUUGAUAAUAGAUCGCUGCAAUAUCUGGUGCAGACUAAUCGUUCCGAUGAAAAGAUAAAAAUAAUCGAAGCUUACCUUCGCGCAACAAAACAGUUCCGAGACUAUACCAAUACUAAAGAAGAUCCAAUUUUCUCAGAGGUAGUAGAAUUAGAUUUAUCAACUGUGGUGACCUCAGUCAGUGGUCCCAAGAGACCUCAAGACCGUGUCUCUGUUUCUGUCAUGAAGAAGGACUUCAAUGAUUGUCUGACAAAUAAGGUCGGCUUUAAAGGUUAUGGGUUAACACCAGAACAGAUGAAAGCGUCCGGCUCGUUCACCUACAGUGAUGGAGCUACGUACACAAUCACCCAUGGUUCUGUUAUAAUUGCUGCCAUCACCUCUUGCACAAAUACAUCGAACCCCACGGUGAUGUUGGGAGCUGGUCUACUGGCAAAGAAAGCGGUCGAGAACGGUCUCACCGUACUUCCUUAUAUCAAGACCUCACUCUCACCAGGAUCUGGAGUGGUCACGUAUUAUCUGAAGGAAUCAGGUGUUGUGCCGUAUUUAGAAAAGUUGGGUUUCAACAUUGUAGGCUAUGGAUGUAUGACUUGUAUUGGUAAUUCUGGACCCAUUGAUGAUAAUAUUGCCAAUACAAUAGAGAAGAAUGAGUUAGUAUGUUGCGGUGUACUAUCAGGUAAUCGUAACUUUGAAGGUCGCAUACAUCCUAACACUCGCGCGAACUAUCUCGCCUCACCAUUACUUGUCAUAGCGUACGCGCUCGCCGGCACUGUUGACAUCGACUUUGAAACUCAGCCUCUAGGUAAGAGGGCUGACGGUAGCCCAGUUUUCUUACGCGACAUUUGGCCGACGCGAGCUGAAAUACAACAAGUUGAGGACAAAAAUGUCAUACCCAGUAUGUUUAAAGAGGUGUACUCGCGUAUCGAGCUGGGUUCUGACGCGUGGCAAGCGCUUGAUGUACCCCGCGGUAAACUCUACGGCUGGGACAUCAACUCUACUUAUAUCAAAAAACCACCCUUCUUUGAUGCCAUGACGAAGGAGUUACCAUCAAUACGUGGUAUAAACAAUGCCCGCUGUUUACUUCUUCUGGGAGAUUCUGUCACCACUGACCACAUCUCACCAGCCGGCUCCAUUGCGAGGAACUCACCUGCUGCUAGAUAUCUUGCUAAUAAGGGGCUAUCUCCCCGCGAGUUCAACUCGUACGGUUCUAGACGAGGUAACGACGCGGUGAUGUCGCGCGGUACAUUCGCAAACAUACGUCUCGUCAACAAGUUGUCAUCUCGUCCCGGACCAACAACAACACAUCAGCCCAGCGGAGACGCCAUGGAUAUCUUUGAUGCGGCUGAAAGGUAUGCAUCAGAAGGAGUGCCUUUGAUUGCUAUUGUGGGUAAGGAUUAUGGCUCAGGUUCCAGCAGAGAUUGGGCCGCUAAGGGACCAUUCUUAUUGGGCAUUCGUGCUGUGAUAGCGGAGUCUUUUGAACGUAUUCAUCGCUCCAAUUUAGUAGGAAUGGGUAUAAUCCCCCUACAAUUCCUGGAGGGGGACAACGCAGAGUCAUUGGGUAUAACUGGCAAGGAGACGUACUCUGUACAAUUACCAGAGACAUUGUCACCUGGAGAUAUGGCCACUGUCACUAUGGACAACGGCAAAUCAUUCCAAGUUAAGAUUCGUUUCGAUACAGAAGUUGAUUUAACUUAUUUCAAACACGGCGGCAUUCUCAACUAUAUGAUACGAAAGAUGCUCUAAACACUCAAACUGUCAAA
This is a messenger RNA of Papilio machaon (common yellow swallowtail), 2958 nucleotides long. RefSeq names its product cytoplasmic aconitate hydratase-like. Gene Ontology annotation, molecular function: aconitate hydratase activity; 4 iron, 4 sulfur cluster binding. Gene Ontology annotation, cellular component: cytosol; mitochondrion. Gene Ontology annotation, biological process: citrate metabolic process; tricarboxylic acid cycle. The transcript has 22 exons. NCBI's taxonomy places the organism in Eukaryota, Metazoa, Arthropoda, Insecta, Lepidoptera, Papilionidae. The record is from RefSeq and is a predicted model, not a curated record. The coding region runs from base 263 to 2941 and encodes 892 amino acids.